CAGUGGAAGCUUUUUAAUCUUAGUAUUUCAAACUGUUGAAAUGAGUAUUUCAUUAUUUUAACAGGAUCUAAAGUUCAGAUGAUUUAAUAUUGCAUAGAAUUUAUCUGUGUUUAUUUUUGUAAAUCCUGUUUGAUGCAUGAAGUGACAUAUUCGCGUAGUGUGCCAAAAUAUGGCUUCUCACAACAAUUUUUCCCUCUACAUUUGACCUUGAAAUUUUGCUCCAAUUGGUUGCGAUUUGUGACCUCUCCUCUGAAUUCUUGUCGAGUCGGCCCAUCCAACCUGAGUCCCCUAGCGGAGGAAAAUGGGCCUACAGCGAGAAAAUUGAAAAUAAGGAUGAGCGCCAUGUCUGAUCCUCCGCUUGUGGAAUAGAGCGGACGGCGGAGCGAACAUUUCCCGGGGCCUGCGGUCCCUUCGGGUUUCGGUGCGAAUCAUGGCCGACAGCGCAGGGAUUCAGCAAGGUUCGCCGGCCAUCGGAGCCGCGGGCCUGGUUCCUGCCGCUCCUGGAGCCGGGGGAACGGAGGGCUCCGGCGCCGCUGGAGGAUCCGCACGUAUUGCCGUGAAGAAGGCGCAACUCCGCUCGUCACCACGGCCGAAGAAACUGGAAAAACUCGGAGUCUAUUCAUCAUGCAAAGCUGAGGGAGCUUGUAAGUGUAACGGCUGGAAGAGUCAGAACCCACCUCCGACACCCCCUCAAACUGAUCAGCAGUCCAACACAGUCAACCUGCAGGAGCCCUGUCGGAGCUGCUCUCAUACUUUAGGUGAUCAUGUGACCCAUCUAGAAAAUGUAUCCGAAGAGGAAAUGAACAGACUUCUUGGAAUUGUCCUGGAUGUGGAGUAUCUGUACACAUGUGUUCACAAAGAGGAGGAUGCUGACACUAAACAAGUCUACUUUUCCCUCUUCAAACUAUUAAGGAAAUCCAUUCUACAAAUGGGUAAACCAGUGUUGGAAGCACAAGAGAGUCCUCCAUUUGAAAAACCCAGCAUUGAACAGGGAGUAAACAAUUUUGUCCAGUACAAAUUCAGCCACCUACCAUCAAAGGAACGUCAAACCAUCAUGGAGCUAGCUAAGAUGUUUCUCAAUCAGAUUAACUACUGGCAGUUGGAAACACCCUCUCAGCGACGCCAAAGGGUGCCCAAUGAUGACGCAGCUGGAUACAAAGCCAACUACACCAGAUGGCUUUGCUACUGCAAUGUGCCUCAGUUCUGUGACAGUCUACCCCGGUAUGAGACCACUCAGAUCUUCGGCCGGACACUGUUGCGUUCUGUGUUCACUGUGAUGAGGAAGCAGCUGCUGGAGCAAGCCAGACAGGAAAAGGACAAGCUUCCCCCUGAGAAACGCACACUCAUUCUAACACACUUUCCCAAGUUCUUGUCUAUGCUGGAGGAGGAGGUGUACAGUCAGAGCUCUCCUAUAUGGAGUCAGGACUUCUUAGCAGGAGCUACAGGAGGGCAGAUUCCCAUCCACACAGUGAUCAGUGCUCCCCCAGUAGCCAGGCCAUUGUACUACAGCACCAGUCCAGUGUCAGUGGACCCGUCCACCUGUGGUAAUCUCAGUCCUGCCAGAAAACCUGCCUCUGUAUUGGAGUCAAACCCAGUUGGAGAAAAGCGUAAACCCUCAGAGCCCCUUCACCACGAAGAAAACAAAAGACCCAAGGUGGUAGGUGACAUCCCCAUGGACCUCAUCAAUGAAGUCAUGGCAACCAUCACUGACCCUGCUGCCAUUCCAGAGACCAGCCUGCUGUCGGCUCAUUCUGCACGUGAUGAAGCUGCCCGCCUCGAGGAGAGGAGAGGUGUGAUUGAAUUCCACGUCAUUGGAAACUCCCUUAACCAGAAGCCCAACAAGAGGAUCCUGAUGUGGCUCGUUGGCCUUCAGAACGUGUUCUCUCACCAGCUUCCCCGCAUGCCCAAGGAGUACAUAACACGGCUGGUCUUUGAUCCAAAGCAUAAAACGCUGUCACUCAUCAAGGACGGCCGAGUCAUCGGAGGGAUCUGCUUCCGGAUGUUUCCGUCACAAGGCUUCACAGAGAUUGUCUUUUGUGCGGUCACAUCCAACGAACAGGUCAAGGGUUAUGGAACCCAUUUGAUGAACCACUUAAAGGAAUAUCAUAUAAAGCACGAAAUCCUCAACUUCCUUACUUAUGCAGAUGAGUACGCCAUUGGUUACUUCAAGAAACAGGGUUUCUCAAAGGACAUCAAGGUUCCAAAGUCCAAGUAUGUGGGCUACAUCAAGGACUAUGAGGGAGCCACACUCAUGGGCUGUGAACUCAACCCUAGCAUCCCCUACACAGAGUUCUCUGUUAUCAUCAAGAAGCAGAAAGAGAUCAUCAAGAAGCUGAUAGAAAGGAAGCAGGCUCAGAUCAGAAAAGUCUAUCCAGGGCUGUCCUGUUUUAAGGAUGGAGUCCGACAGAUUCCCAUUGAGAGCAUUCCUGGCAUACGUGAAACUGGCUGGAAGCCUGUGGGCAAAGGGAAGGAACUGAAGGACCCAGACCAACUGUACAGCACCCUAAAAACCAUCCUGCAGCAUGUUAAGAGUCACCAGAACGCCUGGCCUUUCAUGGAGCCUGUGAAGAAAACGGAGGCGCCUGGUUACUACCAAGUCAUUCGCUUCCCCAUGGACCUCAAGACAAUGAGUGAGCGUCUGAAGAGCAAGUACUACACAACACGCAAACUCUUCAUGGCCGACAUGCAGCGCAUCUUCACCAACUGUCGUGAAUACAACCCUCCAGAGAGCGAGUACUACAAGUGUGCCAACUUGCUUGAGAAAUUCUUCUACACCAAGAUUAAAGAAGCAGGCCUCAUCGAGAAGUAGAUAAUAGAGAUUUUCCUUGUGUGGAAAACUCAAGUUAGGGUAUGCAAGAGGCAAGCAAAGAGUAGGACUACUGAUGACGGAGUGGGCAGGGUUUCAGAGACAUAUUUUAUGUUAAAAAUGCAAACUGGUCUCAGAUCAGCACUUUGAUUUGACAGACACUGGCCCAGAUCCCGUAUUAGAUCAGUACCUUAGGUUCACUCUGAAAGAUGGGACAGAAGGAAGCGCCUCCGAGCAGAACAGAGACCGCAAAGUAUUGUUGUAUUUCAUCACAUAUCCCAGAAGCCCCCUAAAAGAAAGGACAGUGGAAUGUGUGAGUAAUACAUAUUAAACAGUGAGAAAAGUUAUUGUGUUAGCCGCUGAAGGCAUCACAGACUGAUGAGUAUCUCUCUGUUUGACUUCAUCUCCUUUGUUUUCACACUGCCUCUUAAGUAUCUGCCUUUUCCUCCCAGUUGACUCAGGGAGAGACAUCACAUGAAGGAACCACAUCUUCAGUGGACUGAGUCUUUAAAAAAAAAAGAAAGUGUUAGCUGUGAGGAAAGUUUCCCCAUCUGUGCUUGUGAGCAUGUACGCCACUGAGGUCAAAGUUAGUCUGUCAUGAGUUCAACCUGCCAAAAGAGGAAUACGUACUUUAAAUUUGUACAGAAUUUAAUGAUUUUAUAGCACUUAUGCCUGUUGUAUAUUUUAAAUGUGUAUACAUAUAUUUUCUCUCUCAGAACUAAAGAUUUUUUUUUCUCUCCAAGCCACAAAAGGCAGUUUGACUAUCCAAAUGCACUUUUAUUUUUCCAAGUAUUGGUUAGCAUAAAUUAGAGGCUCUUUUCUUUAACUUUACAUAUAAAUUACAGUCAGCUAAGGACUAAUUUAAUUAUCUAGAGUUUAUUCUUAUUUAUGUGCUGUAAUUUAGAAGAAUUCUGCUUAAGACAAGGUCUUAAUUUAUUUUUAUUUUUGUCCUGGAGAUUGAUAACUUUAUACUUAGGAGAUAAAUGAAGAUUGUGCAAUAGUAUGUAGUUUUGCUGUUUUGUAAAAAGGUGUUUAUACUUUCUAAACGUUAGGAGGGGGGGGUACUUUUGUAAUAUAUCUGGAAAAUUUAUUUCAUGCUCUUUGUACAAUUGGUUUUAAUGACAUAGAAUUAGCUUAUUUUGUAGACUGAAUAAAACAAACCUGAGGUU
Messenger RNA from Melanotaenia boesemani (Boeseman's rainbowfish), 3975 nucleotides. RefSeq names its product K(lysine) acetyltransferase 2B (gene kat2b). Gene Ontology annotation, biological process: positive regulation of transcription by RNA polymerase II; chromatin remodeling. Lineage: Eukaryota; Metazoa; Chordata; Actinopteri; Atheriniformes; Melanotaeniidae. The record is from RefSeq and is a predicted model, not a curated record. Gene Ontology annotation, molecular function: protein binding; histone H3 acetyltransferase activity. The transcript is spliced from 18 exons. The coding region runs from base 431 to 2809 and encodes 792 amino acids. Gene Ontology annotation, cellular component: nucleus; histone acetyltransferase complex.